GAAACCACGGCACAAAUGGGCCUUCACAUCACCAAGCACUCCAAAGUAAAACAAGCUAAUAUACUGAUGUUAGGACUUGAUUCUGCAGGGAAAUCUACUCUGCUGUACAAGUUCAAGUCUGAUGACGUUUUUCUAACAAUUCCAACAAUUGGCUUUAAUGUCGAUAUGAUCGAAACUGGGAAAGAUUUUACGCUGACUUUUUGGGAUGUUGGAGGACAACAGAAAAUGAGACAGCUUUGGUGCAAUUUCCUGGAGAAUGCAGAAGGACUCGUGUAUGUUGUGGACAGCGCUGAUAAGCAACGUCUAGAGGAAUCAAAGAAAGAAUUUGAACUCCUUUUAAAGAAUGAAUCCAUAAAAAAUGUACCGGUCGUCGUGCUAGCAAACAAGCAGGAUUUGCCCGGAGCUUUAAAUGCUGAGGAAAUAACCAGGAGAUUCCACGUGAAGAAGUACUGCUGUGACAGAAAUUGGUACGUACAGCCCUGCUGUGCUAUCACGGGAGAAGGUUUGUCAGAAGCUCUCCAAAGACUGACUGCAUUUGCGAAACACUACAGCAGAUCAAAGGAGAUCUCUACAAGUUUUAAGCAAAAUGAAAAAAGUUAAGAAUUUCUACCGUCAGAUUUUGGUGAAUAUGACUCAAAAUAUUUUAUCAGAAAGACUAAAAUAUUUAAUUCUGGAGAACUCUUAUAAGUAAAUAAAUAUUUAUAAUGCACUUUGACAAUUUUAAAUUAUAUUCUUAUACCUCCAGAUGCUUCUGAGAUACUGCUGCACUUCAUUUUAUUAGUGGCAUCAUACUCAGGGUUAUUCAGCUCAGAAGUGUGUGUUGAAUGGUAAAAAAGGCAGAGUUGACCACUUUAAUUUUUGCAGUUGCAAAGAAAAUAGGUGAGCAACGCUUAAAAUGUUUAUGCCAAGUAAUUCAUCAAAAGGUAACAGAGCCAAGCAGUUCAUUCAGCACGCAAAGCAAGAGAUAAGAUGUUGUUUCAUUAGAUGUACUUUGUGGAUGUAUCUGUUGUAUAUAGUUGUUUGUAGCCUAAACUCUUAGUUACGUACAAAAAGAAAUGUGACAUUAUUAAGUAUUUGUUUGGAUAUUACUGCAUUCUAGGACCGAUUACUAUGAAUAGAUUUUAACAAGCAGCAUCUGUUCCUGCCAAGCCACAGAUAAAUCUGCUUUGUAAGGUGUAGGUCUGAUGUCACACUGUUACCCACCUCCAGGUACCCCCCAGUCCCUCUGCUUUUGUUUGGGGCUGCUGGUCAGCUCUUAGAAAUCGGGAUGGAUCCUGUCCUACCUGUACCAAAGCCACCUUAGAUUUUGUUACUGACUAAUUUAGUUCUGAUUAAAUUUGACAUAAGAAGUGCAACAAAGUGCUAAUCCUGUUACUACAGUUUGGGGAUUAAAAAAUAAAAAAA
Phasianus colchicus (ring-necked pheasant) is the source of this 1404-nucleotide messenger RNA. It is a transcript of the gene ARL14, whose product is annotated as ARF like GTPase 14. The record is from RefSeq and is a predicted model, not a curated record. Gene Ontology annotation, molecular function: GTPase activity; GTP binding. Lineage: Eukaryota; Metazoa; Chordata; Aves; Galliformes; Phasianidae.